Papaver somniferum (opium poppy) is the source of this 3126-nucleotide messenger RNA. RefSeq lists its product as uncharacterized. The transcript is spliced from 6 exons. Lineage: Eukaryota; Viridiplantae; Streptophyta; Magnoliopsida; Ranunculales; Papaveraceae. The record is from RefSeq and is a predicted model, not a curated record. The coding region runs from base 1 to 3126 and encodes 1041 amino acids.
AUGAGUCGUCCAGUAGAGAGUGUGUCUAAUGAGCAAGUUAGAGAAGAUGUAUUUCCAGAUUUGACUCCUUUUAUUGAUGCUGCAUUUGAAGUUCAUCGAAGUAAUGGUGGUGGUGUUUUUAUCGAUGAUGCGAAUGGGACACAUGAUGAUAAUGAGGAACCAUUCGAGUUUGAACCAGAUGCGCAAAAGAGACACGAAAAGUACAAAGAAUUGUCUGAACAGAAAUUGUAUCCUACUUGUGAAGGCAAUGUUAGUACACUAUCGGCGAUCGUGGAGCUGCAGAAUUUAAAGAAACAGUUUGGAAUAUCAGGUAAUUGUGUGACCAAAUUGUUGGAAAUGAUAAAAGGGUGGUUACCAAAAGAAAACACGAUGCCCAGUAGAUAUACGGAAAUGAAGUCGAUUAUGUUGGGUCUGGGUAUGAAAUGUAAGGCUAUUCAUGCGUGCCCAAAUCAUUGUAUUUUGUACUAUAAGGAGCAUGAAGAUGCAACAAGCUGUCCGCAAUGUAAAGAACCAAGAUUUAAGGUCAAACAAGGGAAAUUUGGGCCAAAGAAGACAAAGGAAUCUUCGCUGGUGCUGAGACACUUUCCCGUUGGAGAAAGACUUAAGAGAUAUUAUGGUACACCUUGGAUAUCUGAAGCAAUGACAUGGCAUGAUCGAGCUGAAGUUUCUAGUGAGUACAUGCGUCAUCCGAUAGAUUCACAUCAGUGGGCUUUAGUGAAAAAGAAAUUUCCAGAGUUUGCAAAGGAGGGCAGAAAUGUGUGGUUUGGAAUUGCAACUGAUGGGUUCAAUCCUUAUGGUACGCAGAAUUUAAGAUGGAGUUGUUGGCCUGUGAUAUUGGUGAUGUAUAAUCUACCACCUUCAUUGUGCAUGAAAUCUGAGUUUCAAAUAAUGUCGUUGUUGAUCCCAGGGAGAAAGUCGCCGGGACAAGACAUAGAUGUGUUUCUACCACCACUAGUAGAUGAACUGAAUGACUUUUGGGAGAAUGGAAUGAAAGUUUAUGAUGCCCACCGGAAGGAAUACUUUCUACUUAGAGCUUGCCUAAUGUGGGGGAUUCAUGACUUGCCAGCACAAGGUGUAUUGUCCGGAUGUACUACUCAUGGUUAUUUUGCUUGUGUUUGUUGUGCCGACAAGACAAGAAGUGUUCAUUUUCCUUAUGGUAAUAAGGAGGUCUAUCCUAAUUAUAGGAUAUUCCUUAAGGCUGGCCAUCCAUUUAGAAAAAAGGGUGGGCACUUGGGUCUAAGUAAAGAUGAGUUUAACUUUGCUCCAAAGCGACUGACUGGAGAGGAGUCAUUAGAAAAAUUAUCUCUUGUGGAUUACACACCUGGUAAGUUAGUAAAGAGAAAAACAGCAAAGAGAAAGAGAUACGAUCCUGAUAAUGACAACGUUGAAGAUAAUCAAAUCACUGGUGCAUUCUACAAGAAGUGUAUUUGGUGGGAUCUUGAAGUCUAUCGUAUGCUCUAUUUACGGCAUUGUGUUGAUGUAAUGCACACCGAAAAAAAUGUUAUGGAUCACAUAAUGGAGACAAUCUUCGAUUAUAAUAAUAAGUCUAUGAAUUCAUGGAAUGCACGGGAAGAGUUAAAGAAACUAGGUCUCCAUUGUGGACAGUGGACUACACAAAAUCGUAUUACUGGAGAUGAUGUAAAACCAACACCGGUGUUUGUUCUGAGCAAAGAAGAAAAGUCUGAUUUCUGCAAGAUUCUUAAAGAUCUAAAACUUCCUACUGGUUUCUCGUCGAACAUUAGUAACAAUGUGAAUAUGAAAACUCUGAGUAUCAGUAGCUUGAAAUCCCACGAUUAUCAUGUCAUUAUGAUGUAUUUGCUGCCAGUUCUACUUCAACAUGCUUUUCCUCGCCACAAAGAGUUGCGAACAGCACUUCACCAAAUCAGUUUGUAUUUCAGAAUUUUGUGUUCUAAAAUCUUGUGUAAAAGUGAUCUCGAAAAGGCUCGAUUCAUGGUUGCAGAGGCAAUGUGUAUGCUUGAGAAGUACUUUCCAGCUUCCUUUUUUGAUAUAAGUGUCCACAAUAUGGUUCAUUUGGCAGACGAGGCUUUGAUUUGUGGACCCGUCAGGUUUCGGUGGAUGUAUCCUUUUGAAAGGGCAAUGAAGGACUGCAAAAACAUACCAAAUAACAAAAGAUACAUUGAAGGGUCUAUUUCAGUGUCCCGUCUUUUACAAGAGUCUGUUACAGGUGCGAUGGAGUGCAUGCCAAAUGCAAGCGCUGGAAAUCACAAAGCUACUUGGGAAGCCUUUUUAAGACCAGAUUCGGAGUUCAGUGACGUCCUAUGCUUAAAGGAGUUUUGUGACACCCUCUUACCCAUCUUAGAUUCUACUGGUAAGGAGGUCACUGUCGAUGAGGUAGAAACACAAACAAAGUUCAUUCCAUGGUUGGUUGAAAAGCUAGUGCAAGAGAAAAAAACAGAUUCGGUUUUGUGGAGAUUGGCACAAGGUCCUGUUGGAGGAGCGACAGAGUAUAUAAAAUAUCGUGUAAAUGGUUUUGUGUUUUCUCCUAGGUCUUAUGAAGAAGACCAUGAGACCCAAGAUAGUGGUGUCUGCGUAGAGGCAUACACCACGUUUAGGAGGAACAAAGGUGAUGCAUCUCCUGAAACUCACCUAUCAAAGUGGUAUGGACUGAUUAAACAAAUCCUAGAAUUGGACUAUACCACUUUUCAUGAGACUGUGUUCUACUGUGACUGGGUGAAGGUAGGCAGUGGAAUCAAAAUUUGUCUAGAUUCUAAUUUGGUUUUGGUAAAGUUGAACAGUAUGAGAAGUUCCAGUAAAAUAUAUGACGAACCAGCAAUUCUAGUGGAAGAGGCAAGCCAGGUUUUUUACUCCAAAGAUUUGAAAAGCUCUGAUCAGUGGGUUGUUAUUCCUUCACCAAUGGGGUUAACGAUAAAGGUAGACGAUCUUGAGAAGCCUAGUCCCGGCAGCUUUAAAAAUAUUCUUGUCGAUGAACCCCAUUUGGCUUGUUUGCUUAAUGUUUAUGGUGCCAAGAGGCCAAGAAUGUUUUUUGGAGAUUCAUUAGGGAGGGAGGCUGAGUUUUCGUUGCUUUCUCUAUUUGAGCUCUUGGAAGCUAUAAAUGUUGAGCAUAUUGUGAGCAUCCAAACACUUGCUGACUUUCUUGAUGCAUGA